Molecule: messenger RNA, 3922 nt
Organism: Onychostoma macrolepis
Lineage: Eukaryota; Metazoa; Chordata; Actinopteri; Cypriniformes; Cyprinidae
Product: claudin-20
Exons: 3
Coding region: 389-1267 (292 amino acids)
Biological process (GO): bicellular tight junction assembly; cell adhesion
Cellular component (GO): plasma membrane; bicellular tight junction
Molecular function (GO): structural molecule activity
Source: RefSeq, a predicted model, not a curated record
AGUAACAAUAAUUGAUUUCCAGCUGCGCAUUGUGUGUUUUUUUAAUGCCAAAAAAAGUAUUUAUUAUCUUCAUCACCUCUCCUUCCUUGACAUUCCCUAUGCUCUGUGUUCUCUGACUAAAUGACCUUCAAGUGAGGAGUCCAGCGGUACAGUGAUUACUGAUCACAUGGUGAAACAUCCAGUCACUCACAAUGGGAAGCAAUUCUCCUUUCUUCAGAAGCUAGAGGAAAUCUCUUCAGAACAUCACCAUAGCGCACCAGUGAAAGGCCUUGCGGAGCCAGUGCGGAGGAAUUAUCUGCUGUCAGGUCCUGCGCCGGGCUGAUAGGGAAACGCAGCGCACCGAGGGCCACUGCAAGGUGAGAGGGACGGCCGCAGGGGGAAGGGACCGAUGAUGCCGUCUUCCACCAUGCAAAUGUUUGCCUUCAUUCUGGCGGUAUUGGGAGUCGUAAGUGCCACGGUGGCCACUCUGCUACCAAACUGGAAGGUGAGCGCAGAUGUGGGCUCCAACAUCAUGACUGCCAUAUCGCAGAUGCAGGGACUGUGGAUGGACUGCACCUGGUACAGCACUGGAGUCUUCAGCUGCUCGCUUAAGUACUCGGUGUUGGCGUUGCCGGCUUAUCUCCAGACUGCACGCACCACUAUGGUGCUUUCCUGCAUGAUGGCGACAAUGGGACUCUGCCUGGCCGCCCUAGGGCUGAAAUGUACUCGCUGGGGUGGCAGUUAUCGCUCUAAGGGACAUACGGCUAUUUCCGCAGGGGCUUGCUUCGUCAUAGCAGGGGUCCUGUGUCUGGUGCCCGCAUCCUGGUUCACCAAUGAGGUCAUCACUACGUUUAUGGACUCCAAAGUGCCCAAAAGCAGCAAGUAUGAGCCAGGCGCAGCGGUGUACGUGGCAUUUGUAUCGGCAGGAUUCCUUUUAGCCGCAGGCGUAAUCUUUUGCUUAUCAUGUCCUGGAAGAAGAGGCGGUCCAUUGGAUUCGGGCUCGUCCCACCCCGACAAGCCAAAACAGCAGAAGCUGCGCCAGGAGCAGCCGACCCGCGACCAACAGAAACAGCAGCACCGCGAACAGCAAAGUCAGACUGACUCGCCGGAACAAGAGGAGUCGCAUCGAGAGAAACUACACCAGGAAAAGCUACAAGCGAACGAUCGUCAGCCAGAGAAGUCGGUGCCGGACAGGUUGAACCUGGAGAAAGACAAGCAGUACCACUCUCCAUCCCGAACCCGAAAUCAAGACGCCAAGGCCGUCUAUAGUCUGCACGACUACGUGUAAACAACAAUCGAGUAUUUCGAGUGUUCUUGCUUAUCAGACUGCCUUUCUUUGUGAGCGGCAAAAAGAGGAGGGGAAAAGCAGUGGAGCAGCAGGAGGAAUAAUGACUUUGAUGCCGUUAUCAACCCUUAUCAUCUGUGCUUUCGCUUACCGCAAGCAAAGCAGUGGAGGUAUUUCCAAAGCCCCGGAACAGACAAAGUAAGGAUUGUGAAUCCUCGGGUACAUGGUUUUUAUUGCAACUACAACUAAAAAGGGGGGCCAAAUGGUGACGUAUCAUAAAAAUGCAACAUAAGAAAGGGGAAUUUCUUAAUGAUAUUAAUGUAAGGAAAGUUCUGAAGGUGCAUUGUUUAGAAAAAAAAAAGAGCAUUUUAUAGUUGCCCCAUCAUUUCAUAACCUUGUCAAUCUAAAACGCAAACUCAAGAGCAAUUUUAGCAACCUUUUGAUAACUGGAACCAUGUGAGAUUAGCAAGUUUUAAUUCAAAAGCUUGUAGAUGAUAUAUUAAGGCAGUACGUGCAUGCUGUUUGUAGAUAAUGCUGUUAAUAAUGCCGCAAAAUAGCUUGCAGUUGUGAACGGGAUAAUCAAGCUUGCACCUGAGGAUGCUUCACCCCAUCAGCUGUCCAUUAAAUGGUGCGUGUCCUUCAGAAAAGGGAUUUUGACAUGUCCAGUCCAUAUUUUUCAAAGAAUGGUGAUGGGGGGGAGGCACAGCGCCAGAGAUUGUCUGAGGUAAUGAUGCUCUUUGCUUUUCCAUUAGGUUCGCUACGGAUGGGUGCACAGUGCUCAUUUAUUGCGAGCAGGCACAGAUACACCAACACACACACACAUAAGCUUUCCUUCCCUCCCUCAUACUCCUGCUAGAAGGGUAAUGGGGGCUUGCACCCAAUCAUCAUGAUGCUGUGUCGUGCCUGCAGGAAGUGCAGUCGGUCCUGUUCUAGGGCAAACAGGACGCAGUAACACGCUGUUCACACUUUUGUCGAAAAGUAGAACCAAGGUGACAGAAAUCUCAGCGGUGGCUUCGGACUCCCCCGCUGGGCAACAAUUACACCUUUGGUCUGCGUGUCUCAAUUCGGUCGAACCAUCCGCAGAUUUUCUGAUUGCUAAGCUGUUUUCACACACAGUAAAGCCAAUGAAUGUUUUUUCAAAGAGUCAGUGGAAGACAGCAAUGUAUGAUAUAAUGUACCGCAUUUGACUCAAGCUAAUACUAAGUGUCAUUGACUGUGCUGUUUCCGUCGUAAUGAUGGUCAAGGGCUCCUAUUGUCUCCAGAGAGACGCCACAGCAAGACAUUUUCUGCCUUUCAUUUCUGUCUCACAUAUAAGCACACAUACUGCUCUUUGUGUUUGAUACGCAUGGACACAAUGCUUUAGAAAUUGACACAAUGGUUGAAAGUGACAAAGAAAGAGAGCAACAAGACCAUUUUUUAAACAAAGUGCCAAUAGACCAUGUCUUGCUUUAUUGUGCAUGUACUGUCAAGUCACCUUUAUUUAAAUAGCUCUUUUGUUUUACUGUAAGCUUGAUAUAGUUAUUGGGGUCCAAAAUCUGAGACCACUGGUGAAAAUUAUGCUAUUUUGCAUUAUUUUCUAACUUAAUAUAUUUUUUCAUUAUAAAUUAAAUCAAAUUAUAUCAACAAAUUAUUAUUAUUAUAUAGCAUAACAAUUUAAGUGUAAUUUAGAAAUAGUGCAGAAUAGGUAUUCCUUCUCAGGUUUUUUGUUCUGAUGUUUCUGUUUUAAAUGUCUUAUAUUUUUAUUUUCAAUGACAAAAAAAUCUGAGAUUUCCAUUAUGGUCUCAGACUUUUGGACUGCACUGUAAACAGUAUACUAUGUUCACACUGAAGUUGAAUGUGGCCCAAAUCUAAUUAUUAUCAUGUGACAUAUAUGGGUUUUUAUAAUUAUAGCCAUUGUAUAACUAUCACAUUGAUUCAGACAUUUUCAACUCCUCUCUUGCGUAUUUUUGUAUGUGAAUAGGAUUUUAUUUUUUUAUUUUUUUUCCCCAAGUGAUUUUGUUGUAAACAGAUUGGGAUUGUGCUUCUUGUGAUUUUUAAUCAAAAACACAACAUUCAGAAUUUUUAUUUAUCUUAUAAGUUAUUUAUUGACCUUUGCAGUGAAUAAUAAAAUAAUUUCAUUAUACAAAGUAAUAAACACCAGAGUGCAAAAAUAUUUUUUAAAUAUAUUUUGAUGUUAAUAGAAAUCAAAACUCUUGUAAUGUCCUAUUAAACAAAAUAUGAUAUAUUCAUUUAUGUAAAAUGUGUUGAUAUUACGAUGCACAUGCCAGGUUUUCCAGUGUUUUCCACAGGAGUCACCUAUUCAGUCCAGGUCACAUGCAAAAAGCCAUGUGACAACUGCACAAAAAUUAAGAAUUGGGUUUGGUUUGUUGUUGUGUGAACGUAGCCCCAGGAGUGUGUUUAUAUCAGUACAUGUACAUUAUUUUUAAGAGCCAACAAUGGAGAAAUACUAUUGAUGGAGAAAUCUGCUGCUAAAACCUCUUCAUCAUGACACAGCGAAUGUUGACUACAUUGAAUGUUGCUUUGUGCUAAAUUGAUCAUUUUGAAUUUUCUGUUUUGGCUUGACAAAACAAGGGCUUCAUUUAGUGAAUUUAUAAACUGAUGUGUGGCCAGCAAUGAUGUGAAAAUAUCAAAUCCAAUUAAAGCACAUGCCUGUACAGU